Closterium sp. NIES-65 is the source of this 2463-nucleotide messenger RNA. The record is from the annotation of a GenBank genome assembly. NCBI's taxonomy places the organism in Eukaryota, Viridiplantae, Streptophyta, Zygnematophyceae, Desmidiales, Closteriaceae.
AUGCGACCGCGCCUGGGACUACUCGUAGACGGCUUGAACUGCCUCGCGGCGCGGGUCGGCGUCGUCUUCACCUGCGCUCGCCGCGUCCUCUCCGGUAAAACCGACUCGGCGAUCGAGAUUCGCGCCGCCGCGUGCGGGACUAAUGGCAACAAGAUGCGGCACGACCCAGCAGGCGGCGGCGUUGUUCCUUGGCCCGUGCUGGUCGUCGCGCUCGCUACCUCACUCGCGUUGAUCGUUCUUCUCCACUCGCGCCGCGCGCCCAUGCCGCCCAUAUGCAUGGACGAGCUAGAAGUAGUGGUUCGCCCCUUCCACGACUUCCGCGGCUCGUGGCUGGCCUGGACCGCCGGACGGUUGCCGCCGCGCUGGCCGACCCACGGUGCGCCGAGUCGCGAUGCUAUGAACGGUUUAGAUUCGGAGUCGGAGUCUCGUCUCGCCGCCAUUUGCCGAGCUAGUUUGUGUCGGUCGCUGCAGGAUUGGGCUUCACAGGGCAAGCAGAGAGAAGCCGCCGCCAUUGAAACUCUUGCUCUCCACGAAUCGCGCAUGGUGGCGGAGGUAGCUCAGACGCAGGCGGCGGGGUCCUUGGGCGACACGCAAGAUCCGCCAGCGGCGGCGCAGAAUGCGGAGCGACUGCGAGUGCAGCAUGACGUGGCGCUUCUGUGCUCGGCGCCGUGGCAGCGCGCCUUGCAGGGCGGCGUGAACGAGAGCGCGUGGCUGCGGAGCGCGCAGCGGCACGGCUACACGAGCGCGGAAGCAGUGGCGCGCGGAAUGGAGUCCGUGUGUCGCCGCCUGCACCGCGUGCAGAGCAACCUGCUCGCCCACGGCAGCACGUGCCGGAACUGGCCCGAAACGUGCUGGCCCGCGCCUGGCGUGCCCUUCUCCCGCAGUGCAUUGCAGCGACUGGACCUGAGUACGCCAGGGCGGUACCUGGUGUUCGCCAUGUCGGAGGAGCAGCUCAGCAACGCGCGCACGCACCUCGUGGAGGCCGCUCGUGUGGCCCGCAUGGCCAACCGCGUGCUCGUGCUACCACUGGGAAGUCACAGCCAGAUUGACCUCUCACACCCCACAUUCCUCUCUUUCCCCCUAUCCCCUCCCCACUUCGUAUCCCCAAUUUCCCCCCUUUUCUCCCUUCCCCCUCUCCCUCCCCCCUUUCGCCCCCCACUUCCCCGUCGCGCGUGCAUGGGAGCAUCCCAGGGGAGUAACAGCCGGAUAGACCUCUCGCACCCGCUGCCGCUCUGCUCCUACUGGGAUCUCACGCCCUUCGAUGCGGCGCCCUGGAUAUCACCGGAGCUCUUCCUGCUGCUGGCGCGCGCAGCUCUCAAGGAGCCCUCAGUGGGCUUCACCUGGGGGGCCAUGGCGUGUGGAAUGGGUGCUUUGUGGGGCAUGGCAUGUGGGGCACGACACGUGGGGCCAUGGCAUGUGAGUGGGCGAGCAGACAUGGUGUCGGAGUUCACAGGCGAGCUGCUGACAUUCGCGCUGGGCCACGUGCCAACAGAGCACAACACGGUUCUCUUCAACAUGCCUGCUAACAAACACGACAUUGAAAACCUUGUUCGCAAACAGUAUGUGCGCUGCUGGCAGGGUGCGCAAUCCUUGCCACUGCUGCAACCCCAUGGCUGCCACAAGACUAUGUACUCUGCCACACCCAACCCCUUGCUGUACCCACUCCCGGAUCCCACGUACAAGCACAGGAGCGACAAGGACGUGGGGUGCUGUGGUGUGGUUGAAGACCAGCACAGGAGGGACAAGGACGUGGUGCUGUGGUUCAAGACCACGUGGGAGCGCGUGUCCUUUGAGCCACACACGGACGACAUAGCGCUGCAGCAGCUGCCGUACAACCAUGAGUUGCACUACCUCGCUGCGCGCAUUGCGGAGCGCCUCCCCAAGCCCUUCCUGGCGGUGCAUUUCCGCUCCGAGUUCAUUGCCUUCAGAGUGAUGUCGGACAACCAGCUGCUCCCAAACGGGCACAGCAACGCAACGAUGCUCCAGCAGCAGAUGCAGUGGUGCACGGAGAGCGCCGUGCAGCACAUCAACGCGGUGAAGCAGCAGCACAACAUAACCGCUGUCUUCAUAGCCGCCGACGUGCCGUACAAUGCGUUUAGUGCGCCCUCGCGGUCCAGCUCUUGGGGGUACAUGGAGUGGCUGUUUGAAACGCCGGUUACCAGCAUAGCGGCACAGCAGCUGCACUGGCUGCGGUCUCGUGUCAACGGCACGUAUAUGAUUGAUGAGCUUAUACCCGCUCUCAACUCGUACGAUCCUGGGGUGGUGGCGAUUGUGGAUAAGCUAGUGUGUGCCCAGGCAGCCAUCCUGCUAGCGGGGUCAGAGCCGUGUGGAGGGAACCGGGGACGAAAUGCGUUGCAUGCUCUGCUGGCAGGAGUGGUGGAAUUCAUGGCCGAGCUAGACUUGUGUGACUUGGGGUAUGGCCAUGUGGGGCCAAUAAUGGAAGGACGCUGUCUAGCAGGCUGA